Molecule: messenger RNA, 2248 nt
Organism: Ruditapes philippinarum (Manila clam)
Lineage: Eukaryota; Metazoa; Mollusca; Bivalvia; Venerida; Veneridae
Exons: 3
Coding region: 490-2190 (566 amino acids)
Source: RefSeq, a predicted model, not a curated record
AACAAUUAAUUUGAAAUAAUUAUUUUAAUCUGUAUGCUACGUAAAUUGAUUGGCGUCACAGAAGAAGAUUCAAAUUAACAUUAAUUGUAUUAUACGUGUUUGCAAUAGGUCCCUCAUUGUUCUCUUCCCUUUUCAAAAUUUCUCUUUAUCUUAGUACAAUGAAAUCAAUUACGUAUAAUAAUUCCGAGGUGUAGUUUAUCUUGAGGCGUUUUAUUGUCAUUGGUUGUUUCAAUUGAUAGAUUUAGAUACAUUGAAUCGUAUAUUAUAUUUAGAUUACUCUGAUAAUUACAUUACCUUUAACAACAUAAUUAUUUGACUAAUUGAUAAUUUGAUGAGCAAGAUUUAUAAAGUAGCGUAUACGCAGUUUCAAAACAGUUCUUGAAUAUCUCUGUGUACAAGUAAAGUUCGUCUCAGUGAUUGUAGGAUUUUUAGUGAAGACAUGGAUAUCAAAAUAAUCCUUCUAUUAUUAACACUAAAACUAUUUUUCCAAUGUUUUACCGCUUCUUCAGUGGAAAUAUUUCAAUUCCGGAAAUAGUAAACGAGCUUUGUCCGUCAUCGGACAUAUGCUACACCAAAGCUUCGCAAAAAUUCAUUUCGAAUUAUUCCUUUCCUUGCUGCACACCAUGUCACUGCGAUGAUAAGUGUGGAUCCCGCCUAGAUUGCUGCUUUAACCAUCUUGAUAAAUACAAACUUGUUGAACAGAAAAAAGCCGCGUGUAUUGAUACGGAAAUAAAAUAUGACGGAGGACCCAAUAAUGAAAUCGUGCAUAAAGGUUUUUAUAUGAUUCAAGCGUGUAAUAUAGACACAAUAGAUGUACAUCAUAAUGUAAAUGAAGUUGAUUACUGUGAGAAAACUGACAGGAAUGGCAAACCUUUUAUUGAGCCCGUCUCUUCAAUAGACACUAAUUUAAUAUAUAUUAACACGAAAUGUGCAAUUUGCAACGGAGUACGUACGACACAAAUAAGACGAUGGAAUUACAUCGUCAAGAAGGUGAACAUUUACGAGAGUCAGAACAUAUUAUGGGGACGAAUCUAUGUUCCGCCAGAGGACGAAAACUGGUCACAUAAGCGUUGUUUUGAUAACUAUAACUAUAGGUCAGAAUGUUUUCGCCAAGACUGGCUUCAGCUGUGUCUUAAUCUCAACGCGCCAUUUUACUUUGUCUUUGAGCCACCGUUCAAGAAUGUUUUCUGUUGGCUUUGCGAUGUGCCCUCUCUUAGUUCCUAUGCAGGUCGCAUUCAUUGCCCAAAAGAAGUAAUCAAAGGUGCAAUAGGGGAGAUGAUGGUACUGCUGGAUUCGACGGUGAUUUAUGAUUCUAGUUCACAGGAAAGGAAGACAGGAGCUGCUACGCCAUGGCCAAACGUACUAACAUCAAACAUGGUUCGUUUGAAAGUAAACUGUCCUGAAGGAAUGACCAGAACUCAAACUGGAUGCAAAUAUUUUGCACUUAAAUGGUUUUUGGAGAAUAUUCGCUUACAGUUGAAGCUUACACCUGUAGAAGGAAAUAUACCAGUUACCAAAUUGAUACCAUAUUUACCUCUCAGGAAACAUUCAGAUCUGUUGGACAUUCCUUGUAAUAAGGGUGGUUUUAAGGUGCAAAUGUAUAUCAUAGAUAUCUUAGAACUGAGUAAUGAAAAUGAUGCUGCAAAUAGAAGUAAAAACACUUUCGUAUCUUCUGCUGUAUUAGACAUGUCUGCAAAAUUUGGACUUGAAGGGUUGGAUCCAUCUCGAAUUGUUCCAGUUAUUAAAACGUGCAUAACUGAUCGUUGGAAACUAAAUAUUGAAAACAAAACAUACGAGUUAACUGCUUCAUUUGAUAAAUUAACUGGAUACGAAUCUUCAAAAUAUGAAUCACAGUUUCCAGGAACCUUGAAUAAGCACAUGUUCAAAUUGAGUAAACCUUUCUUUUGUAACAACGUGCGAAUUCCUAUGUUCGAUGUCCGUGUAGAAGGCGCAGAAAUAAGAAUUUUAUCAAACAAUAUUACGCUGGGGUCAAACCAGUUCAUUAAAAAUUCUCCGGAUCUGGACGGCAAUCCGGAUCAUCCAUUUUGGAACCUGACAACAUUUACUGUAUGCAUUGAGGAUUAUGAUCCUAGUUAUAUGUCAUCAUCAAAUAGAAACAUGAAGGAAUCAAGAGCUAUUACUUCCUUGAUUGGCCUCGCCUUUUCUCAAAUCGUUAUAAAAUGGUUAUAAAAUUAAUACGAUAAAUAUGGGGAUCUUUAUCAAAACAAUGGCUCGCAUCGAAAAACGU